Cucurbita maxima (winter squash) is the source of this 501-nucleotide messenger RNA. RefSeq names its product protein MIZU-KUSSEI 1-like. The record is from RefSeq and is a predicted model, not a curated record. The transcript has 3 exons. Bases 1 to 501 code for a protein of 166 amino acids. Gene Ontology annotation, biological process: hydrotropism. NCBI's taxonomy places the organism in Eukaryota, Viridiplantae, Streptophyta, Magnoliopsida, Cucurbitales, Cucurbitaceae.
AUGCUCAAUCACCCCGUUAAAAACAAUCUCCCACUCCGCCCCAUUCAUGGACAAUUACGUCUUCCUCUCCCAACUCGGUCACACCUCCAAGCACUCCAUUGCCCGCUGAUAUUCGUGAUUGAAUUGCCGAUGCAAACGGUGGUGCUGAACAAGAAAAUGGCGUCGCAUAUAGUGAGGAUAGCGCUGGAGAGUGAGACGAAGAGGAACAAGAAGAAGGUGAUGGAGGAAUUGGUGUGGGCGGUUUAUUGCAACGGAAGGAAAGUUGGGUACUCCUUUAGAAGGAAACAUAUGUCGGAUGAUGAGGUUCGUGUUAUGCAGCAGCUGAGAGGGGUUUCGAUGGGUGCCGGCGUUCUGCCCUCGCCGCCGUCGGAUAAGGACGGGAAAUUGACUUACAUGAGAGCCAGAUUUGAGAGGGUCGUUGGAUCCCAGGAUUCCGAGGCUCUCUCUAUGAUUAAUCCAGAUGGGGCCGCCGUGCCCGAGUUGAGAAUAGAAAUUAAAUGA